Molecule: messenger RNA, 600 nt
Organism: Eucalyptus grandis
Lineage: Eukaryota; Viridiplantae; Streptophyta; Magnoliopsida; Myrtales; Myrtaceae
Exons: 1
Coding region: 1-600 (199 amino acids)
Source: RefSeq, a predicted model, not a curated record
AUGGCUGAAAACAGACAUGAAACAACCACAAAUCAAAGUAGCAAGGGCGGCAAGGUGUGGGGGAAGGCCGGUGGAGGUCCAACAGGGUCGAAUGGCGACCAAAGGUGGCCGGAUAGGGGUGGAACAGGGCUGGGUAGAGGCGGAUUUGCACGGGGGAAAACGCCAGGACGCGAGGGGCGGCGGCUGAACGCGCGGCGUCGCGCGGGUGGUGUGGACGGCGGCCCGGCGGCGUGCGGCAGUGAUGGCGAGCUGCGGCUUAUGCUCCAACGUCCUUCUAGAUCUAUUGGGACGUCGAGCAGCAAGCCGAGGGGGAGAAAGAAGGUGUCCACGGCGGCUGAGGAGGGUGGGGGAGAGGCGGAGAUGAAUGAUGGAGUGGCAGAGCGGGUGAUGCACGGGCGCGGGCGUGGGCGGCGGGACGGGCGGCGGCGGUCUUCGGUGAGCUGUUACUUCCGUUCUUCUUCAACUUCUGGUUCACUGGUUUGCACAAAGAAGAAGGGAAGAAAGGAGUUCGGUCACAAGGGGGAGAAGAGAGACGAGAGAGAAGAAGAGAUAAGGGUUGACUGGUCAAAAAAUGAAGGUGAAGGAAGCAAAGUGAGUUAG